GUACAGACUACGGUCUACCUUUGCCUCAACCUUCCAUACUUCCCGUCCCGUUGUCCACCACGAACCAGCCCCAGACUAGACAAGACAGGCUUGACCAGGGCUCCGUGUCCUGCACAUUCGACACUUCUUUUUUUUUUUUCUUCUUUUUUUCUUCCCUGGCCCUCGGGUAUCCUGGACAUCUCGCCCACUCAUCCAUCCACUCAUUCACUCACUCAAUCCAACCCUUGCCCCCCCCCCCUCCGAGCUCCAUGCUGUACUCUGUGAGGAGAACAAGACCCAGCAUAGAGCAGAACCUCACCUCGAAGUAACUCGGCCGGUUGCCAGCUGGAGAACUACGGGACAGUGUCCACGGCAAGCAGACCAGUGGUAGCAAAGCCGGACGGAGCCAAAGACGAAGAGAUCAAGAGAGGGCGUCGCAGUCUCACUCGCCAUCUCCAAAUUGCCAGCCUAGAUACCGCCGUCUGCCCGUCUCUACUCGAUCUGUACCUUGUCUGGCUUUACUCUCCUUACCAGACAGGCCGCACCGCACCGCACCGCACCACGCACUACGCGCCAAAAGCCCCGAGGAAGCUUGGAUCAAUACAACUAGCAAUUUGCUGUCUUUUUUUCUCUUCCCUCCCCUAAUCCGACCCUCCCCUUCUCUUCUUCCUCUUCUUCUUCUCCUUCACACACGUCCUUGUCUGUCUUCGUCACUUGCUGCUGCUCCCAGUCUGGAGCUUCACCUGCUUCGUUGACGACGUUCCUGGGCACAACAUUACCACAUCUCCGUAGACCGAUCUGGCGGACGGCCCUUCUGUUGUCUUUGCUGGUCACGAGCACAGUGACAGCCACUGUUACUCCUACUUACUACCUUCUCGCACUACGACUUUUACUACUACCACCACCACCACCACUACUAACUACUACUACUACUACUACUACUCACACUACUACUACAACCAAGUCUAUAUCUCCAACUCCGAAACCAGACCAUCGUCCUUACAGCCUUCCCCGUGCUCCGUCUGCCUCGCACCUGCAGUCACAGCAUGUAUGGUCUGCGAAUGACUCGGCACCAGUCAGAGUCAACAACAUCAUCACGCAUUGCGAGCCACAACAGGGGCAGCCCGUGUCGUUCACGGGACGUUCGAUGAGCAGAAGUCUGUCCACCUCGCCCAUCUGUAGCUGCAGCUGUUGAUCUUGUUGCCGGCGCUGCUACCCGAAGCAGCUUGCUACGCGGAGCUUCCAUUCUCGAAGCCAGCCUUUAUAGCCGCCGCCGCCGCCGCCGGAGUCUGUUCGUUGCGCGCGCUGCGUCUUGCUGUGCUCCUUGCUCCGCUGCGGUUGCCCGUCCCCCCCACUACCGCAAAUAUCUCUAUUCCACACCGGUGCCGAACCAAGGUUUCCUGGGACUUUUGUAGCUCACGGCCCAGAAUGGCCGCCACGACCACAUCUGCCCAGGAUAUGGGCACCGUCACUACCACGCUACAUCCAAACACCAACUUGCUUGCUGCCGUUGCUACCAUGAGUCCGAUGCCCACCACGGCUCCGUACGAGACAUCAUCCCCCUCUCAACAAGCUCCGCAUACUCUUGCUACCGGCGCCCCGGUACCGACGCCCGCAUCUGCGCCGACUGCGCCAGCUCCUGUAUCACCUGCCCCUGCUGGCGGAUCAGCAGCCUCCGCGGCCGCGGCUGCUGCGGCUGCGGCUGCGUCGGCAUCGCGCAGCGUCAAGAGGCCGCGUCCCGUCAAGUCAUGUACCGAAUGUCGCAAACGAAAGCUGAGGUGUGAUCGCAACCUGCCAUGCUCCCAGUGCCAGAAGUCGCACCGCAACUGCAGGUAUGCCGCCGAGCACGACUCCUCCAUGCUCUCGGACGGCUCCGAUGCCGAGGUCGGCGAUCAUCUGCAGCGCCCGCCAAAGAGGAACUGUGUACCCGCAACCACGCCUUCGGGACCACCGCCGGCGGAAUCCUCGUUCGUGCCCCUUCGCAACGGGGAGUCGGCCGGCCACUCUGCCCUGGAGGAGCUGACAUUGAGACUGGACCGCCUGGAGAGGCAGUUUAUGAUCAAGAGCCCCGCUGGUACCGAAUUCAGCGGAAGUGGUCAGCGUUUGCCGCUCUCGCCGGGUACAAUACGAGGGCUGACGGUCAAGAGAGGCGCCCUACGAACACGGUUCUUUGGCCAAAACAGCGUGCGUGUCUUGCUGAACCUGUUCGACGACGCCAAGGAUUUCAUGGCAAACCAGUCCAAGAUCGAGGGCAUCCGAGACAUCAUGUACGGUCUGCAGAUACUCCACAAGCGGAUUCAGGAAGAGUACCGAAAGUCCCUGUCCCCCAUCUCUGUUUUUGCCGACUCUGUCAUUCCGGUCCAGAAGCGCAUGCAUGACAUUCUUCCAAAGAAGGCCGUAUGCGACAGGCUGCUGGCCUCGUACAUCGACACGUCCGAAACCAUCUACCGCAUGAUCCACGUACCGACCUUCAAGGAACAACACGAACUCUUUUGGGACGGAAAGCUGCCGGGCGACGACUUCCUCCCGCAGCUCCUGGCCGUCCUGUCCAUCGGUUCGAGGUUCGAGACCAAGUCAAAGGGGCUGGGCCACGAACGCGUCGAGGGCGUGCACAUCCCUACUGCCUGCGCACUUGUCCGGUCGUGGCUGGACGGCCUCAGGGGCAAACAACUGGUGGACUUGACGACAUUGCAGACAGAGAUCCUGUUGGUGCACGCGCAAAGAAUGACCACCCCGCGACCGCAGGACUCGUGGGCCCAGUUGGGCUACAUCGUGCGCAUGGCCAUGACCAUGGGCCUACACCGGGAUCCGUCCGAGUUCGAGCCCCGAAUGCCCGUUUUCCUCGGCGAGCUCCGAAGGAGGUUGUGGUUCACCAUACUCGACAUGGAUUUGCAUCUGUCACUGGCUUGCAACCUCUCGUGUCUCGUGCGCGAGGGCGACUUCACCUGCCGGCCGCCCCGAAACCUCGACGAUGCCGAUCUGUAUUUCGACAUGAAGGAGCUGCCGCCAAGCAAGCCCAUCGACCAGCUUACCGACAACCAGAUGCAGGUGUACGCCGCCAUGACGCUCGGCGUUCGGAUGCAAGUCGCGCACCUGAUCAACCGCGUCGAUUCCGUCCGGGACUAUGGCGAGAUCAUCGAGGUGGGCACGAAGCUGGACCGGUUUCUGGAAGACAUCAACUAUCUGUUCCCGCGGCACGGCAUCCUGAACGAGGUGGAAAAGAGCAAGCAGUGGAGGUCCAGGGUCAUCCUCGACAUGCACGUGAGGCGGCCGUUGCUGGCCCUAUACCGCCCCUUCGCCUUGGGGUUGCCGGACGCGCCGUCACAGAUAUCGAGGGCAUACUUGCGGUCCUCCAUGGUCAUCAUGCGCUACCUCGACGAGCUUGAUCCGCUGCUCACCCACUUCCAGGACGUCAGCGACAUGUACCACAUGGUGCUGAAGAAGGACAUCCUGCAGGCCGCCUUCAGCGUGUGCUUCUACAUCAAGGCGGCCACCGAGUCGCACGCCAACGGCAACACGCUUGGGAUAGCCUCCACAGUGGCCAUGUCGCCCGAUCCCAUGGACGACGGCGUCGCCUUCAGCACCGAGACGUUUGCGCUCUGGUCGCCGUCGCGCCUCAUCAAAACGGUCGAGAAGACGCUCAACUUGCUUGUCCGCAACGUCGGCGGGAACGAUCUGAAGGACAUCGUCGCGCUCGCCGUCGUGCUGGCGUCUGUACAGACCGCGAGUCAAGAGCAGAAGCUGCAAGAGAUCCGGCGCAGCCUGCAGGGCGUACUCGAUGCCUGCAAAGCCUCCACCAAUGCGAGCCCUGAGAAGAUGUCCCUGCAAACCCCAGCCGAUCCGAUGGAUCCAUACAUGCAGACAAGAGCGCCAUUCAUGUUUCAUGCGAAUGCGUCGGCAGCUGCGGUAAGUGACCAUCACGGUGGCUGGGUUUUGUGGGACGGAUGGGACUGGGCUGAUGCGUGGUCGGCAGACUCCGGAUGAUUACGCGGACUGGGACCUGGACUCUUGGAAUCCGAUGCUCCCAGUUCCCUCUACUCAC
Molecule: messenger RNA, 4021 nt
Organism: Colletotrichum destructivum
Lineage: Eukaryota; Fungi; Ascomycota; Sordariomycetes; Glomerellales; Glomerellaceae
Exons: 2
Coding region: 1408-3963 (851 amino acids)
Biological process (GO): DNA-templated transcription; regulation of transcription by RNA polymerase II
Cellular component (GO): nucleus
Molecular function (GO): zinc ion binding; RNA polymerase II cis-regulatory region sequence-specific DNA binding; DNA-binding transcription activator activity, RNA polymerase II-specific
Source: RefSeq, a predicted model, not a curated record